Molecule: messenger RNA, 1504 nt
Organism: Aedes albopictus (Asian tiger mosquito)
Lineage: Eukaryota; Metazoa; Arthropoda; Insecta; Diptera; Culicidae
Product: gustatory receptor for sugar taste 64a-like
Exons: 5
Coding region: 654-1493 (279 amino acids)
Biological process (GO): detection of chemical stimulus involved in sensory perception of taste; sensory perception of sweet taste
Cellular component (GO): membrane
Molecular function (GO): sweet taste receptor activity
Source: RefSeq, a predicted model, not a curated record
ACCUCUCGUUUGACCACCACAGGCCAUAGGGUUGCUUCAGUGCAGUGCAGUGGCUGUUGAUGCUGAAUAGUUAAUCAAUGUACGGAGACUCAAAGGCGUUCCUAAUGUAAACAGUAAUUAACGUCAAUGAUGAUUGAGUUUGUUAUUGAGCCCUUAAGUAUUGCUCAAAUGUAUGUUGGUGUUUCAUUAGUGACCAUGUCCGAGGGUGGCUUUCACAACCUGAUGCGGCCAAUCAUUGUACCCGCGCAAUUUCUUGGAAUGUUCCCAAUCCAGGGGGCGGCUUGACCAUCUUCAUCCAUGCUGCAGUUUCGGUGGGCAUCCGGGCGAACUGCUGUGAGUAUUGUCGUCGUAAGCUGUUCGCUUCUGAUGGCAACGGCUGAGAUUCGUCGCAUAGUCCGAACUGGCGUCAACUUCUCCAACAUCAUUGGGACGUACUUUUUCGUCGAUACGGCAGUGAUUGUAGGCAUGACGCUGCUGAUGGCUUCGGGUUGGAGAAGGUUUCUUUGCGAGGUAGAGAAACUUGAACAAAUAUGGAUCAGAUGGCCCUACAAUUUGCGAAGCUCACGGCUGAAGUUGACAUGCUGGAGUUUGGCCGUGAUAUGGAUGAUUCUUGCUGUCGGUAAGACCGUGACCCCUACUAUUACCUCUUUUCAAUGUAUCGUUUAAACCGAUUUCCAGUGGAACACUGUCUAGCUUCAUACGUUCACGUCUUCAGCCAAUAUAGAGAAUCUCUGCGCUGCAAUUGGGCAUUCUCCAAUGCUGUGGAGAAUUUCGCCGUCCGUAACUAUGCCUACAUCUUCAACUGGAUGCCGUAUAACGUCCCGGUUCUGUUGUUUGUUCGAUACGUAACUUACUCCCUGACGAUGGCAUGGACGUAUCAAGAUGUUCUGAUCAUGGUCAUCAGCGCUUACGUAAAGGCACGGUAUAGACAGUUUUUCUGGCGUGUUGAGGCUGCUUGCAGUGGAGCAGUGCUACCCGGUAAAUCCUUCUGGAUGGAGAUUCGAGAGCACUAUGUUGUUAUCAGUGAGUUCCUGAUGCACGUGGACAGAAUGUACUCGCCGUUGGUAGUUAGUUCCUGUUGUAACAAUAUCUUUUUGAUAUGCUACCUGCUGUUGCACAGCUUGAAACCACAACCAUACACCAUAUCGUUUAUCUAUUUUUGGUACACCCUUUGCUUCCUGAUUGGUCGUGCCCUGACGACCCUUUGGAUGGCAGCCGAGCUGAAUCGAGAGAAAGGAACGGCUCUGCGGGUGGUUCAACGCAUCGCCAGUGAUGCUUGGUGCCCAGAGCUCGAACGGUACUAUCUGCAGCUGCGAGCGGAAGUUGGCGCCCUUUCCGGUGGCAGGUUCUUCCAUCUGACUCAUCAGACAACCUUUACCAUUGCAGCCGUAAUUUUCACCUAUGAAUUAGUGAUGAUAAAAUACUCCAGAAUGACGGCAGCUAACGUGGGAAUUCCGGAGAAUUGUUCUGCUAUGGCAUUUUCGCAAGACUGAGGAGCAUGCAG